Mytilinidion resinicola is the source of this 2379-nucleotide messenger RNA. RefSeq names its product P-loop containing nucleoside triphosphate hydrolase protein. Gene Ontology annotation, biological process: transmembrane transport; intracellular iron ion homeostasis. The record is from RefSeq and is a predicted model, not a curated record. The transcript is spliced from 9 exons. Lineage: Eukaryota; Fungi; Ascomycota; Dothideomycetes; Mytilinidiales; Mytilinidiaceae. Gene Ontology annotation, molecular function: ABC-type transporter activity; ATP binding; ATP hydrolysis activity. Gene Ontology annotation, cellular component: mitochondrial inner membrane. The coding region runs from base 108 to 2273 and encodes 721 amino acids.
CGUGUGUAGAGCCCCAGCUCCAUGGCAGACAGCCACUCGGGAUACAGCUUCCCAGCGCACGAGUGACCUUGCCAAUGCUUUCAUAUGCCACCUAGUCCGCACUGACGAUGCUAGCACGCUCAUUCACGCGGGCUCUCCUUCCACGGCCAACUGCGCGAUUGAGCUAUGCUGGCGCCUUGAAACAACGCAAUGCAUACCGCCGAAGCAAUCUCCUCCUCCUCCCGACCCUCCGAGUCUUUGCGACCAGCCCUCCUCACAGAAAACAAAGCCAUGGUCAACGGCCACCAGGCCCAACCCCAGAGGCUGUCGACAACGUGAAGCCAGACUCUUUGGAGAAGAAGCCGGAGUCUUUGGAGAAGAAGCCGGAGUCUUUGGAGAAGAAGCCGGCGACAGAGGCUACUAGGAAGGACCCGCUUCUGGCAGAGCAGGUUGUGUCAAACAAAGAGCAGCGUAAAGCAGACUGGGCAAUCAUGAAGGAAAUGUCUAGAUAUCUGUGGCCAAAGGAUAAUCUUGGGACGCGCUUUCGGGUGGGACUGUCUGUUGGGCUACUUGUCGGAGCAAAGAUUCUGAACGUUCAAGUACCAUUCUACUUCAAGAGUAUCGUAGACUCGAUGAACAUUGAUUUCGUUGCCAUAGGCGGGACUGCGUGGACAGUGGCUGGAUCCAUGAUUUUGGCGUAUGGUGUGACAAGAAUAGGGGCCACCCUUUUUCAGGAGGUACGAAAUGCGAUAUUCGCUAGUGUCGCACAGAAGGCUAUCCGCAAAGUUGCCUGCAGUGUCUUUGAGCAUCUGCUGCGGCUCGACCUGAACUUCCACCUAUCCCGCCAGACUGGCGGUCUGACUAGAGCUAUCGACCGCGGUACCAAGGGUAUCAGCUUUUUACUAAGCUCAAUGGUCUUUCAUAUUCUGCCUACCGCCCUCGAGAUCUCCUUGGUCUGCGGUAUCCUAACGUAUCAAUACGGCGCCAAAUUCGCUAUUAUAACUGGGACCACAAUGGCAGCGUACACGGCGUUCACGAUCCUCACCACAUCCUGGCGUACAAAGUUUAGAAAGCAGGCGAAUGCUGCGGACAACAAAGCUGCCACUGUUGCGGUGGACUCACUGAUUAACUAUGAAGCAGUGAAGUACUUCAAUAAUGAGAAAUAUGAAGUAGGCCGUUACGACAAAGCCCUCCAAUCUUACGAACAUGCUUCCAUCAAAGUAGCAACAUCGUUAGCUCUCCUCAACUCUGGACAGAACCUCAUUUUUUCGAGCGCUCUUACUGCCAUGAUGUUCUUAGCCGCAGAUGGUGUGGCUACCGGGUCCUUAACCGUGGGCGAUUUGGUCAUGGUGAACCAGCUUGUGUUUCAGCUUUCAGUGCCUUUGAACUUCUUAGGUUCAGUGUACCGUGAACUUCGCCAGAGUCUCCUGGAUAUGGAGACGCUUUUCAACCUGCAAAAGGUCAACGUGGCCGUCAAGGAACCGAAAGAUGUUAAACCUUUACUUCUCACUGGUGGUGAGAUUCGAUUUGAAAAUGUCAAAUUCGGCUAUCGACCAGACAGGCCGAUUUUGAAGAAUCUGAGUUUUACGAUACCGGCUGGGAAGAAAGUCGCCAUCGUUGGCCCAAGCGGUUGUGGAAAGUCGACCAUUUUGCGCCUUCUUUUCAGAUCGUACGAUGUCCAGGAAGGCCGAAUUCUAAUCGAUGGUCAAGACAUUCGCGAUGUUAGCCUCGAAAGCUUGAGGAAGGCAAUUGGUGUAGUGCCCCAGGACACUCCCCUCUUCAAUAACACGAUUGAACACAACAUAAAAUAUGGCAAUAUGGAAGCCAGUGCGGAAGAAGUUAGGGCUGCUGCAAAAAAGGCGCACAUACAUCAAAGCAUACAACAAUUCCCUGAUGGGUACGAUACCAUGGUCGGAGAAAGGGGGAUGAUGAUAUCAGGGGGCGAGAAGCAACGCCUAGCGGUUUCCCGACUGAUCCUCAAGGAUCCUCCCCUGCUUUUUUUUGACGAAGCUACUUCUGCCCUUGACACCUACACCGAACAGAAUCUCCUGGCGCAUAUCAAUAGCAUUCUCAAGGAAAAGAGCCGGACUUCGGUGUUCGUCGCCCACCGCUUGCGUACCAUUUAUGACAGCGAUCUCAUCAUAGUCCUCCAAUCCGGCGAAGUGGCCGAAAGUGGUACGCACGAGAAGCUAAUAGACCGUGCUGGAGUCUAUUCAGAACUAUGGAGUGCACAAGAGACGUCGCUUGAUAGCAGCAGUGACGAGACCAAUUAUUCAGGAGAGGGGUCUAGAUAGCAGUUGUAAUAACUAUAUCGCGAUCGAGAUAUUGAAGAAUAUAUGUCCACAUGUCUUAUUUUAGGAAUAAAAAUGCUCUUCAUGACGCUAGAACUGGGGCGCUACU